Messenger RNA from Prunus armeniaca (apricot), 372 nucleotides. NCBI's taxonomy places the organism in Eukaryota, Viridiplantae, Streptophyta, Magnoliopsida, Rosales, Rosaceae. The record is from the annotation of a GenBank genome assembly.
AUGGCUCAUGUUGAGUUCUUCAACAGAGAAGUUUCAUCCAUGGGAGCUGAGAGCCAAAGGCUUGAGAAAUUGAAACAAGAUUUGAAGCUUGAAGCUUGGGAAGCAGAAGUUUUGAGGAUAUAUGGUGCUCUAGAAACAAGGACGAAGGUUAUCAAGAAAUUGGAAGAUGAAGUUGGGGAGCUGAGAGUGGUUUUGGACCCAGUGCAGGAGGAGAAAAAUGUGCUCUUGGAAAAGCUUGAAUUGGCAGAAAUAUCAGCUUCCUCAAUCUCCAAGAUUGGAGGAGAAGGGAUCAAAAUUGAGGAGGUCCUCGAAAAGGAAAUAGAGCAGCUGCAGAUGGAUCGUGCAGCUGAACUGAAGGAACUGGUUUACUAG